UCCCUCUCCUCCUCCUCCGCCGUCGCCGUCGCCGUCGCCGCCGGCCGCCCGCCGGCCGCCACGACCCCAGUCCCCGGCGGGCGGGCGGAGGAGGCAACCGCCGCGCGCUGCUGCACUCGUCCUGCCGCCGCCGCGAUGCGCAGAGGGGCCGAGCCGCCUGGGGGCCGCCGCCGCCGCCGCGCCGCACCAUGAAGCUCCGCAGCAAGGCGGCGGCGCUGCUCCUGCUCGCGCUGGCCGCGCUGCUGCUGGCGCUGCUGUCCCUGCGCGCUGGCCGCGCUGAGCCCCCAGCGCUGCCCGCGCGCCCCGCGUCCGCCCCGCAGCGCCACCCCGCGCCUGUCCCCGCGCGCUGGCCGGGGCCGGGCGCUCUCCCCGGGGCCAGCCCGGGAGUUCGGAGGCGCCGGCCCCCGCGUCCGCGUCCCCGAGCGGGCCGCCGGGGCGCUGCGAGACUGGAGAAGUUGGCGAGGAGGCCUGGAGAACCCAGGAGUUUCCAAGCUGUGCCGCCACCCGAGCUCUGGAUCCACCUGGCCGUGGUGGCCUGUGGCAAUCGGCUGGAGGAGACGCUGGUCAUGCUCAAAUCAGCUGUGCUUUUUAGCCACAGGAAGAUCCAAUUCCACAUCUUCACUGAAGACUCUCUGAAGCCCGAGUUUGAUAAGCAGUUACGCCAGUGGCCUGACUCAUAUACAAAGAAGUUUGAGCACAGAAUCUACCCCAUCACAUUUUCUGUUGGAAACCCUCAGGAGUGGAAGAAAUUGUUCAAACCCUGUGCUGCCCAGAGACUCUUUCUUCCGGUGAUUUUAAAGGAUGUGGACUCACUUCUCUACGUGGACACGGAUGUUCUCUUUCUGAGACCUGUCGAUGACAUCUGGAAGCUUCUGAGGCUGUUUAAUUCCACCCAGCUUGCAGCCAUGGCCCCUGAGCACGAAAUCCCCAAGAUUGGCUGGUACAGCCGCUUUGCUAGGCAUCCUUUCUAUGGCUCUGCAGGAGUUAAUUCAGGAGUCAUGUUAAUGAAUUUAACUCGGAUAAGAAGUACCCAGUUCAAGAACAGCAUGAUUCCAACAGGCCUGGCUUGGGAGGACAUGUUGUACCCUCUGUACCAGAAGUACAAGAAUGCCAUCACGUGGGGAGACCAAGAUUUAUUAAAUAUUAUUUUUUAUUUCAAUCCAGAGUGUCUCUAUGUAUUCCCCUGCCAGUGGAACUACCGUCCCGAUCACUGCAUGUACGGAAGCAACUGCAGAGAGGCUGAGCAUGAAGGUGUGUCUGUUCUGCAUGGAAACCGAGGCGUCUACCAUGAUGAUAAGCAACCAACGUUCAGAGCGCUCUACGAAGCAAUACGGGAUUUUCCCUUUCAAGACAAUCUCUUUCAAUCCAUGUAUUAUCCCCUUCAGCUGAAGUUUUUGGAGACUGUGCACACUUUAUGUGGACGAAUCCCGCAAGUUUUUCUGAAGCAAAUUGAGAAAACAAUGAAAAGGGCUUAUGAGAAACACGUCAUCAUCCAUGUUGGCCCCAACCAGAUGCACUGAAUAUUUUGUCUUGUUGCAAGUCAAUUAGGCAUCUUGUGACCAAGGAAAUAUUAAUCUCUAAGCUGCCUGGGUCUUUUUGUGUGAAUAUUUAAUGGUGCUCCAUGACUGUUGAGUUUUAAAAACCUCGUUAAAUUUUGCCAAAUCAGUUGCCCCCAAAAGGGAGUAUGCUUUUCCUGAUUUUUUUUCUAAAAUGCUAUUUAUCUCUAAGAAAAAAAAAAAAGACUAUUAUGCAUUUAACAUUGUUUAAGCAGGUUGAGCUAGUUGUGAAAAUAGCUUUUGUGAGCCUUCCAAUUCCUAAACGUCUUGAGACCAUUUCAGUGGCACCUGAGGUGUUAUAUUGAUCUAGCAUUCCUGAGACUCUUUCUGUACAACUGACUCCCCCACACCUGUGUUGUAAAAGUAAUACACACUUGUGAAACAGACAGACACACUUGUAGAGCAUAUGGGUCAAGGGCUCAACAUCAAGAUUAGAUUAGCCAUAAUCCUAUUGACCAGUGGAAAAGAUUGUUUCCAUUUUAAAGCAGUUCCUUACAACCUUUUUUCUCUACUUUUGCAUUUUCCACUCUAACAUACAUCUAAAACAGGUAAUCUCAGUAAAAGCUGGAUUUUUUGCUGAGAUUUUUAUGUGGGAGACUAAAAUAUUAGAUGAGAUGAUUAUGUGUACAGAAUUUUAUUUAAAACACAUCUGAGAGACGCAUUCAGAUACUUGGGCAGUGUUAAAGGAUGAAGCAUAUAUCUGGGGGUAUUUCUUCUUCUUUUUCUUUCUUCUUUUUUUUUUUUUUUUUUUUUGAGACGGAAUCUCACUCUAUAGCCCAGGCUGGAGUGCAGUGGCACGAUCUCGGCUGACUGCAACUUCCACCUCCUGGGUUCAAGUGAUUCUCAUGCCUCAGCCUUCCCAGUAGCUGGGAUUACAAGUGUGCACCACCACACCUGGCUAAUUUUUGUAUUUUUAGUAGAGACACGGUUUUACCAUGUUGGCCAGGCUGGUCUUGAUCUCCUGACCUCAAGUGAUUUGCCUGCCUCAGCCUCCCAAAGUGCUGGGAUUACAAGUGUGAGCCACUGCACCCAGCCAAUCUGGGAGUAUUUCUAAAGAAAAAAAUGGUUUCGAUUUGUGGAGGACUAAAUAAUAAUACAUUUCUAUGCAACAAUAGCUUCUGAGAGGAAAUUCAGGAAUUUUUGUGUUUACCGCAGACAAAAACAUUUGAUAUGUUAAUCAUCAGUAGCUGUGGUCAUCUCUCUUUCUUAAACUCUUGGGCAAUGGGUGGAAAUCAGAGACCAACUUCAAAUUUAAUGUGUAAAAAACAAAUAGUUCAGCUGCUUCUAUUGGUAAGAAAAUUCAACUUCCUACCAGCCUUAGAAAGUUCUCUUUAAACAAUUUCUUUCCCCCUAGGGUUACCAAGCUGGUCCAUACAGGUUUUAUCACCUCACUGCAAGGAGGAAGUUGAAUAUUCUGUUCCCUACGGGGAUCUGGCUUAAUCCCUAGCUGCUCAUAUAGUUGGUAUCAGCAUAGCAAUAUUUUGCAUAAUGCUUUAUUUUUCUCAAAUGACUAUUGCAUAAAUGAUCUUGAUAUUUGCAACAGCCUAGUGCAUUCAGUAGGGUCCUGAAUCAUCUCUAUAAGGUAAACAAGGAAAUUGUAACACAAAGAAAUAAACAUAUUGAAUAUAAUUGCUAUUCUGUAAGACAUACAGUCUGUGUAAGAUGCAUCUUAUUUACAGAGACAUUUUUGAAAAUUAAAAUAUUAAAUAUCUUUUGUUA
Nomascus leucogenys (northern white-cheeked gibbon) is the source of this 3275-nucleotide messenger RNA. RefSeq names its product glucoside xylosyltransferase 2 (gene GXYLT2). Gene Ontology annotation, molecular function: UDP-xylosyltransferase activity. The record is from RefSeq and is a predicted model, not a curated record. NCBI's taxonomy places the organism in Eukaryota, Metazoa, Chordata, Mammalia, Primates, Hylobatidae. Gene Ontology annotation, biological process: protein O-linked glycosylation via N-acetylgalactosamine.